Messenger RNA from Pistacia vera, 2221 nucleotides. Its product is annotated as zinc finger BED domain-containing protein RICESLEEPER 1-like. Bases 33 to 1970 code for a protein of 645 amino acids. Lineage: Eukaryota; Viridiplantae; Streptophyta; Magnoliopsida; Sapindales; Anacardiaceae. The record is from RefSeq and is a predicted model, not a curated record. The transcript is spliced from 3 exons. Gene Ontology annotation, molecular function: protein dimerization activity; DNA binding.
GUUCCAAGGAUCAAUUAAUACUGUCCUCAAAGAUGUCUUCCCCUAACGGAACCUUUUCACGUGCUGAAGCAUCUGUAUUUUCCGUUAUCAAUGGCAGGGAAAUUACUGAGAUCCGAGAAUAUGCUUGCUUCGAACCUACCCUAAAUGAUGCCACUGAGACGGUGAAUCCAGAUGUUGGGAGGAAAUCAUUAUCUACCAAGCGAAGAAAGUUGAAGUCAAAGGUUUGGGAGGAAUUCACAAAGGAUAAAGGAGAAGAUGGAAAGGAAUGGGCUAUAUGUAAACACUGUGAGAAGAAGCUUGUAGGUUCAAGUAAAAGUGGAACCACACAUUUGAAAAAUCAUCUUAAAAGCUGUCGCCGAAAAACAAAUCCAGAUGGAGAUACAGAUAAGUCAAGUGAAACAAGUAAUUACAGAUUAAGUUCUUCAAGUGUCGUCAGAGAAAAAACUUUGAACGAUCAAGAAUUGAAUGACUCAGAUAUCACACGAAUGUUUAUUAAGCAUUGUUGGGGUACACCACAGAACUCCAUAAAAGCUAGUAUUCUUAAUGUCCUCAAAGAAGAGAAGGAGAAUCUUCGCAGAUGUUUUGGGAAACAAAAAUGUCGUUUUAAUUUAAAAAUUGAGUUGUUUGAUAAGGACUAUCGUUUGACGGUGGUCCAUUUUAUUGAUGAUAGCUGGGAAUUGAAGAAGAAGGCUAUUCAUUUCCGAUGUGCAAAAGACGAUAGGGAUUUCUUUGAAACUCUUAAAGGUUCUCUAUCGGACGAUUGGAAAAUUGACAACAAUAUAUGCUCUAUGGUUAGAGGCAUUGGCCAAGAUAAGGAAGUUACUUCAGAGAUAAACAGCUGGUUUAGUAGACAAGGUUCACUUCCUUUUGCUGGGCAAUUAUUUGCUGUUGAUUGCUUAGUGGAUAUUCUAAAAGGUUACAUUUGGUUUGGAAACAUGUGGGGAUUUGACUUGGCAACCAGGAUGGGGCACACUCUUGAUUAUAUCUGCAAGACUUCGUCAAAUAAGGUAAAGUUUCAAAUGGCAAUAGAUAAAGCCAAGUCCAUGGGCAAGAAAGUGACUUCUCAAGGCCUUCCUCCAAAGUCAAUAAUUGAUAAAUUUGAAUUGCUUGAGAUUGCAAUGGGAUAUAAAGAAGCUUUUUCUGAGCUAGAGCAGAUGGAUCCAGCUUUUAAGUUAAUCAGUUUAAGAAAAGAGGAAUGGGGUAUGGCAACAGUCAUGUACGAGUGCUGGGAAGUGUUAAAUAAUACCAAUUGCAGCUUCAAUGAGAACAAAUGUGUUACUGCAAAUGUUUAUUUUGCUAAGGUUUGUGACAUAUUUAUGAAAUUGCUUCAAUGGGAAAAAAGUGAGUUUUGGUUUGUUCACGACGUGGGAUCUUAUAUGAGAGAGGAAUUUGUGGAAAAAUAUUGGAACAAUUGUAUAUUGGUUCUAAUAAUUGCUGUAAUUCUUGACCCACGGUUUAAGAUGGAUACUGUUGAGCGUUGGUUCAAGAAGAUUUAUGGUAGCGACACUGAUGCACAACUCAAGAAAAUAAUUGAUGAGGUAACCAAUGUCUUCCAUAAAUACGAAGAAAGCUGUAGCGAUCCAGAGAGUCUCUCAACUUCAUUCAAAAUGCUAGACUGCUAUGGGAUGCGCUGCACAUCUUCACACCUUGUUGAUGAAAUUGAGUCCCCAGAAUCUGAGCUUGAUCGGUAUCUGAAAGAUUCUAAAUUUCCUUUAUUUGAAGAGUUCGACAUUCUUUCUUGGUGGCGUACCAAUUCUCCAACUUAUCCCACACUUGCAAGGAUGGCACGCGAUUUCUUGGCAAUACCUAUUUUUCCUACCCUUUUAGAUUCUUCUUUGAAAACUGAAAUUCAAAAUAUCAUUGAAACUGAUGGCAUGGAUGAUGACCUCAUAAACAAUUUGAUAGUGUAUGAGGCUCGCAAAUAUCGCUUUAGGCCAUGUAAGGUUCUUUACAGAAUUCAUGCUGAAUGAGGUUAUGAAGCUUCAAUAAAACAAUGUGGUUGUGACACAACAGGUGAGCAAAAGUAGGAUGAGAGUAAAGCUUCAAUCCACGAGUCACUUGUCUCAGGCUCACAAACACAUCUAGCCCAAUACGCAUCCAGUGCUGUCGCUGCUAAGAGAACUCCACCAUAUGGGCCAUUGAAGUGACACCCAUCAAGCCCAAUAUAGCUCAUACGUCCCCUCAAAUUCUAUUUUUGUGUUGGAAAAAGAGCAAAAAAAAA